AUGGAUUCUAACAUAACGCUGUGGCAGUUCCUUCUGGAGCUGUUGCUAGGCAACCAACAUCAAAACAUCAUCCACUGGACGAGUCAGGAGGGCGAGUUCAAGCUGGUCAAUGCUGAGGAGGUGGCGCGGCUGUGGGGACUUCGCAAGAACAAGCACAACAUGAACUACGACAAGCUGAGCAGAGCUCUGCGCUAUUACUACGACAAGAACAUCAUCAAGAAGUCGCUGGGCCAAAAGUUCGUUUACAAGUUCGUCUCUUUCCCGGAGAUCGUUAAGACGGAGACCAAAGUGCCUUUCAAGGUGAAGAUGGAAUCUUUAGCUCACGAGUAUGGUCAACGAGUGUUGCCACAUUUCGCAUCCUACAACGCUCACGACAUUAAAGCCAGCCAAGAUGCAGCCUUGAAGUAUUCGGUGCACAAACAACAACAACACGAUCAGCAGCAACAACAGGCAGCAACUCAUGCUCGCAAGGAGGAGGAGGAGGACAGUGGUGACAGCAGUCCACGGGCAGCUCUAGCCAAACACCGGGCAGCGGACCUGCCGAGACAGUCCAGCCAGCUGUACAUGCAGCGAGAGAAAGAGAGGGAUCGAGAAAUACGAGAGAAUCUGGAUCCACACAGGAGCUCGCAUUCUUCCAGCUCUUCUCUUUUACAACCUCCCCCUUCACAUAGCCACGCCCAUCACCAGUCUCCAUAUCAUUCCCACCACCUGCAUCUGUCACAUCACCACCCCGCCCACUCCCAUCUGUCCGCCCAUCGACACCAGUCACAGCAGCAUCGCCUGGAGGACGAGGACAGAGACCGCAUCAGCAGAAGUGCCUGGUCAGCCUUGUACCUGGGCGGCGAUUCCCACCGGUCAGCGUUGUACCGCGACAGGGAGCCUUUCAACGCGCCGCCUCGCACGCCCAGCAGAGGCAGCACCAGUGGCAGCAGCCUCAGCCUAGCCCACAGCUCACUCUACAGCAACUUCAACCCAGAGAUCCGCGUCUCCACCCCCAGAGGUCGCAGUGCCAGCCCUGUCAUCAGCCAUCGAAGACGAGACUACUCGCCUCAGCGAAUUAACCCCUCACCACCUAUGACGGCCAUGAACUUGGUCAAGAUCCCCUCAUCUACGCCCUCCUCCCUCCCGACCCCGUCCUCUUCAGCAUCUCCAGCGCGCCGCUCCCCGUCGCUGUCACCGCUGCCACCAACUUACUGUAGCAGAAAUCACAACGCCAGCACAGCCACCUCAUUAUCAUCAUCAUCACGUCUGACCCCCAGCACCUCAUCUGUCGCCGCUGCCUGCAACAAACCCAAACCCAGCCCUAUAUCUCUGGGCGUGCCUUCGCUGGCGACUGGCUCCUUGACCGCUUCACCUCUAACCCCAGUGACCUCCCACAUGUCAAUCAUCUCGCCUUCAGGAAAACAUCCUAUGUCGGCCUUCCACGGCAUCCCAACCCCCCUAUUCCUGCCCAGCCCCAUGCACCCCGUCCACUUCUGGAGCUCUCUAAGCCCCGUGACAACCCUCAGCCCACGGUUAAACUCCUCCGGCUCGGCUUUCCAGUUCCCUGGCUUCUUCAACGGCCCCCUGGCCUUCUCCCCGCUGGUAGGGACGUUUGCUGCCGCUAGUAGCUCAGGCGUGGACAACCUCGGCACCCCAGGGCUAGUCUCCACCCCGACACGGACUAUCCCAGUCCUCUGA
Candidula unifasciata is the source of this 1680-nucleotide messenger RNA. The record is from the annotation of a GenBank genome assembly. NCBI's taxonomy places the organism in Eukaryota, Metazoa, Mollusca, Gastropoda, Stylommatophora, Geomitridae.